AUGGCCGACAUAAAAAUAAAAUUGGAUAAUGAUGUUUUAACGAUAGAAGACGUUAAUGAAAUUUUUAGAAAUGUUUUAAAAACAGAUAAUUUUACAAUUGAUUCGGCAAUAGUCGUUCCAGCAUCAGAAGAUACACUGGGAUUUCUCGGCGAACAUUACAAAGCCAUUUUUUCGAUAAAAAUAUCAAACGAAAUAAAAAAUUUUGAAUAUUUCGUUAAAAAAAUACCUAAAAAAGUUCCUCAACAUUACGAAUACGCAAGGAAAACGAGAGCUUUUUUCAAAGAAAUUCAAAUAUACAAAACUUUAUUUAGAGAUUUCAAAUCAGGACAAGGUGAUGAUGAUGAUAAUAAUAAAACAAAAUGGCAUCCGGAUUACGUUUAUUCGAAAGGUGAAGAUGUUCUGGUAUUAGAAAAUUUAACGAAUUUAAAUUAUUACAUGUAUCCAGAACGUUCUUACAUGGAUGAAGAACAUUUUAAUGCAACUAUAAAAGCUUUGGCUGCCAUGCAUGCAUCAUCGAUAGCAUUUGAAAAAAAAUUCAACGAAGGAAAAAUAAAAAAAUCAAUGUCACCAAAUUUAAAUAAAUUCAAAUCAAAUGAAAAUAAUAUGGCAGGAAUAACCAUUGGGGAAUUAUAUUCUCAUUUAACAUUUGAAACGGAAGCAUCAGAUGAAAAGGGACAUCCUGGAAAUACAUUUCACGAAACUGGAAUUAAAAGUCAAUUAAAAAUUAUUGAUUUACUUCCUGGAUAUACUCAAGAAGAAAAAAUGAUAAUCCAUGAUAAACUUCCUGAUGUUAUGAGAAAAAUUUAUCAACUUGUUAAACCAUCCAAAAGAUUUAAAAACGUUUUCGUUCAUGGAGAUUUAUGGUCAAAUAACGUUUUGUUUAAAAAAGAUGAUAAAACUGGAAAAGUUAAAAAUGGUCUCAUAAUUGAUUUUCAAUUAGCACGUUAUGCACCUCCGGCUCACGAUUUACUCAUGUUUAUGCAUUUCGUUUUGGAAAAAUCAUACAUGGAUAAAAAUCAAGAGAAAAUAUAUAAAUUUUAUUACGAAUCUUUCAUACGAGAACUCGAUAGGAAUUCGAUCGAUCAUGGUCGAUCGAUAAUAACGUGGGAAAAUUUUUUAGAAAGUUGUCAUUUUUACUACGAUCUCGAAAUAGAGUCACACAAUCAAUGA
Messenger RNA from Pediculus humanus corporis (human body louse), 1170 nucleotides. RefSeq lists its product as uncharacterized. The transcript is spliced from 3 exons. The coding region runs from base 1 to 1170 and encodes 389 amino acids. The record is from RefSeq and is a predicted model, not a curated record. NCBI's taxonomy places the organism in Eukaryota, Metazoa, Arthropoda, Insecta, Psocodea, Pediculidae.